AUUUGUGACGGCCGUAUAUCCCUCAGCAAAAGAUGAUGUUAUUACUUCACCCUACAACAGUGUUCUAGCAAUGAGAGAACUUACAGAGCAUGCACACUGUGUUCUGCCUAUCGAAAAUCAGGCUCUAAUAGAUAUUGUCGGCAAGAUAACACAAGCCAUUCCAUCAUCUAAAACUGGGAAGAGAGUUUAUGGCAGCUCAGUGAAGUCAGAUAGUGCCCUGUCUGCUGGGGAUGGGGGUGUUGCCAAGAAGGCCGAUGAGCGGCCUUUUGAUCAGAUGAACAACUUGGUUGCUAACCUGCUGCUGAACAUGACCAGCUCAGCGAGAUUUGAAGGAUCUCUCAACGUGGAUCUUAAUGAAAUAACAAUGAAUCUGGUUCCAUUCCCAAAACUGCACUAUCUGGUGGCCAGUCAGUCACCAUUGUACUCAUCGGCAGAUGUUCAGCUUCCACUGCGGCGACCAGAUGUUUUCAGAUGCCUUUUCCAGUGA
Messenger RNA from Candidula unifasciata, 487 nucleotides. The record is from the annotation of a GenBank genome assembly. NCBI's taxonomy places the organism in Eukaryota, Metazoa, Mollusca, Gastropoda, Stylommatophora, Geomitridae.